Lichtheimia ornata is the source of this 3879-nucleotide messenger RNA. RefSeq lists its product as uncharacterized. Bases 1 to 3879 code for a protein of 1292 amino acids. The transcript is spliced from 5 exons. NCBI's taxonomy places the organism in Eukaryota, Fungi, Mucoromycota, Mucoromycetes, Mucorales, Lichtheimiaceae. Gene Ontology annotation, biological process: transmembrane transport. Gene Ontology annotation, cellular component: membrane. Gene Ontology annotation, molecular function: ATP binding; ATP hydrolysis activity; ABC-type transporter activity. The record is from RefSeq and is a predicted model, not a curated record.
AUGAACAACAAUGAAAAGCCAGCGAAUGGAGAUAUGCAUGAAAAGCUAAAACGCACGGAUAAUGCAGAUGGUUCAUCCAAAGACAACAAAGAAGGGGGUGUGCCCGUCUACAAGCUUUUCCGAUUCGCCACCAAACUCGAACUCUUUUUGCUUUUUGUGGCCUCGCUCCUUAUGAUCGGUGUUGGUGCUCUUAUGCCUGCCUCUAUGAUCAUCUUUGGUGAUAUGCUGGGAUCACUAGGACAAGCAGCCGGAUCAGCAACUGAAAUUACCAGCACAGACGACUUGUUAGCUGUCAGUCGACCCUUGAUUUUGGUCUUUGUAUACAUGGCCACAGCCAAUCUCGUAACAAGUUACCUGGCCCAUGCCAUUUUUGUGUAUACAGGCGAGAAACAAACAUCAAGAAUCAAGCGGCUCUUUGUGCACAACAUUAUGCGUCAAGACAUGGGUUGGUUUGAUAUGGCAGAGGAGGGAUCCCUAACAACGCGCUUGGCAACCGAUGUCCAAAUGGUACAAGAAGGCAUAUCAGAGAAAUUCGGUAACAUCCUCCAAAUGAUCAGCCAAGUCAUCACCGGUAUCAUUGUUGCAUUCAUAAAGGGCCCAAUUUUGGCUGGUGUGGUGCUUGCAACGAUCCCUCUUAUUGGUGGAGCCGGUGGUCUUAUGGGAUAUUACUAUGGCAAAUUCACUCAAACGACGCAAGACGUUUAUGCUGGUGCAGGAUCCAUUGCCGAGGAAAUGAUCAGUGGUAUUCGUACCGUAUUUGCAUUCUCGCUCCAUGAUCGGUUCCAGGCACGAUAUGAAGAACGAUUAAAAGAGGCUCGCAAGACCGGAUGUCGUCGAGGGCUCAUGUUGGCAGUGCUUUUUGGUGCAUUCAUGUUUGUGCUCUUUGCUUCUUAUGGUCUAAGUUUCUGGUAUGGAGCCAAGCUUGUUCGUGAUGGAAGAAUGACUGGAUCCGAGGUGAUCAUUGUGUUUUAUGCAAUGCUGGUCGGGACAAUGGCGUUCAUGAAUCUCCCCCUCAAUUUGUCGGCUGUCAGUGCCGCCACAGCAGCUGCAAAACGUAUCUUUUCCACUAUCGAUCGUAUCCCGUCCAUUGACAUUGAUGACCCUGGAAAACGACAACACACGCUUGGUGGCCACAUUGAGUUUCGCAACAUUAGCUUCAGCUAUCCAACACGCCCUGACAUUCCCAUUCUUCGAUCGUUCUCUACCUCCGUUGCUCCAGGCACCACUGUUGCUCUAGUCGGCGCAUCGGGUUCAGGCAAAUCAACCAUUGCUCAACUGUUACAGCGAUUCUACGAUCCCAUUGAAGGCGAGAUUCUUGUGGAUGGUGUUUCACUCAAGGACUUGGGUGUUCAGUCGUUAAGGAAGCAGAUUGGUGUUGUCAGCCAAGAGCCUGUGCUAUUCAAUACGACCAUUCGCAAAAACCUACUUUUGGGAGCUAUCGACGACAAUGUCAGUGAUGAAGUAUUGGUGCGUGCAUGCAAGGCAGCCAACUGUCAUGAUUUCAUUACAGCACUUCCCAUGGGAUAUGACACGGAUGUCGGUCAGCAUGGAGGCAUGCUUUCAGGUGGACAAAAGCAGCGGGUUGCUAUCGCACGGGCCAUCCUCAAAGAUCCCGCCAUCUUGUUAUUGGAUGAGGCUACAUCAGCACUUGAUACACAAUCUGAACGACUUGUACAAAAGGCCCUCGACGCAGCAUCCAAGAAUAGGACGACUUUAGUCAUCGCGCAUAGACUGUCAACAAUCCGUAAUUCUGACAACAUCAUCGUUUUACACCAUGGAGACAUUGUUGAGCAAGGCACACAUGAACAACUACUUGCAAAGAAUGGUGCCUAUGCUGAACUUGUACGCAAACAAGAGAUCGCCACCAAAUCCAAACAAGAUGCUGCUGCUGAAGAAGAAGAAGAGGAUCAACAUGACGCUGCCACAGUGGUGACUAAGGAUGAUGGAUUCGAAGAGCGGCAUGAUCAUAUGGACAUCACUCUUCAAGAGGAGAAUGGAAAGGAUUUCAUCAUUACGCGCAAAAAGAGCAUUGCGUCUUCAAUCGAUGGUGGUACUCCUGAUCAAGACAAGCAACAACGUGAGCGUGAAGCCAAAUACAAGCAUGCCAAGACACCCUUCUUCAAAGUGUUUAUGCAAAUGCGUCCCGAAUGGUCAUUGAUUCUUGUUGGUCUCGUGGGAUGUAUCAUGACAGGUGCUCUAUUCCCGGCAUUGGCGCUCGUUCUUGGAAAAGUAUUUGCCGUGCUUGUUGAUCCAGAAACCCUUCAACAUCCUCCAGGGCCUAUGGAUGGUGCCAAUCUCUACGCAUUCCUCUUUGUCAUUUGUGCUAUUGGUGGUUUUAUUGGCUUUGUAUUGCAAAUUGGCGGGUUUGAAAUGGCGGGUGAACGAUACACGGAGAGAUUACGGGCCAAGUUAUUCGCUGCCUAUUUACGCCAAGAAGCCGGCUUUUUUGAUGAGGAGAAAAACAGUAUGGGUGCAUUGACAUCCAUGUUGGCGGCCGAUGCCAAGCACGUCAAUGAUAUGAUUACCAAGGUCUUGGGCGAAAUUGGCAAUGUAAUCUUUACUGCUAUUACUGGAUUUGUGAUUGCAUUCAUCCAUGGUUGGGCGCUCACUUUGGUGAUUGUGGCUACAAUGCCAUUCAUGGUGGCGGCUAGUGCCUAUGAGACUCAAAUUGAAUUGGACUAUGCGGGUGAUUCUCAAAAGGCGGGCAUCAAAGCAGGCGAGGUGGUUGCUGAAGCUGCCAAGACGAUCCGUACAGUUGCAGCCCUUACCAAGCAACACCAUUUUGAGCAACGUUACAGCAAAGCCAACGCCUAUCCACAAAAGCUUGCCUAUCGUAAAGCGUACUUGGGAUCAAUUGGUUAUGCAUUGAAUCAAGCCAUGGUUAUUUAUGUUUAUGCUAUUGCUUUCUAUGCUGGUGUACGAUUUAUGGAGAAAGGCAUGAUGACUAUCGAGCAAAUGAUGGUUGUCAUGCUAUCGGUCAUCUUCACUGCUAUGGGCAUUGGUCGUGGAAGCAUGUUUGUCUCAUUCAUUGUCAAGGCAAAGUAUGCAGCUCUCUCCGCUUUUGAGUUGUUGGAACGUAAACCGGCUAUUGAUGGUGACAUGGAAGGCAUUGAACCAAGCACUGUGAAUGGCGAUAUCGCUUUCGAGAAUGUGGCAUUUGCGUAUCCCCGUCGACCGGAUAUCCCGAUUUUCCAUGGCGACUUUAAUUUGCAUGCUUCAGCUGGCAAGACAAUUGCGCUUGUGGGUUAUUCCGGUUGUGGAAAAUCAACGGUGAUUGGUAUGCUGGAACGAUGGUACGACGCUUCAAGUGGUGCCGUAAAGCUUGAUGACACAAAUAUCCAGCGCUAUACGCUCUCCAAUUUGCGUAGACACAUGGCUUUGGUUGGUCAAGAACCGGUUCUCUUUGACUUAUCUAUUGGUGAAAACAUUCGAUUUGGUGUUCCAGAAGGUGAAAAGGUCACACAAGAACAAGUUGAAGAAGCAUGUAAGGCUGCCAACAUCCACAAGUUUAUCAUGGACUUGCCUGAGGGAUACAAUACACGUGUCGGGGAUCGAGGAUCGCAGCUGUCUGGCGGCCAAAAACAACGCAUUGCUAUUGCAAGAGCCCUUAUCCGCAAUCCACGACUGCUACUUCUUGACGAAGCAACAUCAGCCCUUGAUAGCGAGAGCGAGAAGCUUGUUCAAGCAGCCAUUGAUAAUGUAUUACAAGAAGGAGGUCGCACAACUUUCACGAUAGCUCAUCGCUUAAGUACAAUUCAGGAGGCAGAUUUGAUCUGCUACUUUGAAAAUGGCCGUGUCACCGAACAAGGAACACAUUGGGAGCUAUUGAAACUUGGAGGUGCAUACAAGGAGCUCGUCGAACAACAAAGCCUUCAAUGA